AUGGAGCAAGAUUUUGUUAAGAAGAAACUAAUUAUGGAGCAAGAUUUUGUUAAGGAGAAAGAAGAUUACGAGAGGAAUAUCGAUAAUUUAGAAUUAGACUUAACGAAACAAAAGAAAAGUUUUGAACAAGUAUUGCAACAAGCACAAGAAAGAUUUAGUAAGAAUCUUAAUACUAUACAAAAAAAAUUAAAUGGUAAGGGAAACGGCUUAGGUGAAUUAGAAAAGAACAUACCAAACUUAAAAAAGAGGCCUCUAAAUACCAAUCGGCCCUUGGU
Messenger RNA from Funneliformis geosporum, 275 nucleotides. The record is from the annotation of a GenBank genome assembly. Lineage: Eukaryota; Fungi; Glomeromycota; Glomeromycetes; Glomerales; Glomeraceae.